Molecule: messenger RNA, 1980 nt
Organism: Durio zibethinus
Lineage: Eukaryota; Viridiplantae; Streptophyta; Magnoliopsida; Malvales; Malvaceae
Source: RefSeq, a predicted model, not a curated record
UCCGCUAUUACUUCUAGCAUACACAAUUUUGUUCAAACUCAAAUACUUAUAAAAUAGUAAAAUACUAUGGUUCAAUUACAAAGAAAUCCCAAUCCCUAACGGACAAGAAUUGAAAGCUUACUAUAAAUACCCUAACCGCGUUGCUGGUAGUUAAUUUCGCCAUUGUCGUGAGCUAGAAAUCAGAGCAUUGCUAUUCCUUCGUCUACUCUUUCCCAAAUUUUUUUUCCUGUCAAAAAUCCUAUGGCAACCGCGAUUCUUCGCACCGAAGACUGUCUCCGUAAUCGGUUCCGUCUUGAAACCCUGAGCGUUGACCAUCCUCUGAGAUCUCGUAGAAACCCUAACCCUAAGAUAACCAAACCUAAACCCAACAACGAUUUUUCCAGCUCUCGUCGUCGAAAGAGGAGUUCUGUAGUGUUCCAAUCGAAUAACGGAAGGCAAUCCGAACCCAUGGUGGCCAAACCGCCUGGGAAGAAUCUGGUGAUGGGCCAGGUCAAGAUCCUGAAACGUGGGGAAACGUUGACCGCCUCCCCGGAGAAGACCGAUCGUGGAAGGAUACAAGGAUCGAGGGGUGAAGAGGAGUUUGAUUUGGCGUUGGGGUCGACGAACCGGCUGGGCCCAGAUCCGGAAACGAUGCAAAAGCAAAUUAAGCUUAAGGAAUUCAAGAUUGGUGGCGGACUUUACGCCGGUUCUGCUUCUUUCUUUUCGCCGCCGCCCAGUUCUCUUCCGGUCCCUGGGUUUUUGGGAAAGACCGCAAGGGCAUCCUCAUAAUCGUUCCGGCGAUCAUCAAAGCUGGAUUUCGUACGACUCCCAUUGGGAAAAUCCGGAUAGCCGAAUGAGCUUUGGGUUACCAUGGAAUUUCUUGCUAUUGACUCUCAUGUUAUUCCUUUAUUUUUUCAAGAGGAAGAGAAUUGAGUGGAAGCAAAGGAAUGAGUAAAAGAACUUUCUUUUGCGUCUUUAUCUCCUUGAUUAGGUAAUCAUUUGUCGAUUGAAAGAAAGGAAUUAGGUUUUGUGUUGUUUUUCAACAUUUCUUACUGUUAGAACGUGUAAAUUCUUUUAAUAUUUGGUUUCUGUCAAGAUUGAAAAUGUGUUGUUUUCAUAGGUUUAGAAAUUAGAGGAUUUCAGUUUCUUAUAUGUAUCACCAAUAGUCACUUCGAUUUGGUGUAACUGUUAAAAAUUUUAAUAAUGCAAUGAUAUCGUAGGCUUGGAAGAGAAGCUUGGUUCCUUUCUUUGAAUUGUUCAUUUGUUCGCUGGUUUUUAUGGUUACCAGCACACUGGAAUGCGUUUGAAAUGGUAUGGCGGAUGCUAGUUGCUAGUGGUAUCGGGUGAUCUCUGCUUCUAUGUGUGACUUCAAUUUGUUAUACAGGAGAAGGAAGAACGUUGAGGAGUAAAGCCGGGAACAGAAGCUUGCCUCGCAAACCUUUGCCUACAAUGGAGGUUCAGAUGUGGAGGGCUCAGUCUCAAAAGGCAGUUCAGACGGGAAAGGUGACUCCAUGGGUAGUGGCACUGAAGAUGACAAGCUUCGAGAAGUUGAUGGUGAUGGUAAAGAGCAUGAUUUUGAUUAUAGUAGAAGAAAAGAUGUGAUGACAACAAUGGUAGUAACUCGCAAUUCUUCAGAUGAAAAGGAAAAUUUGGGCGAUGAGAACACUGAGAAAGACAUGUCCAUGGGAUCACAAUGGCAUAAGAGAUAGGCUGGUAAUGCUAUCCAUCCUGCUGUGGGAACUGGAAACUUGGGCACAAAUAAUAGAUUGAGGCAAAGGCCAGUCAAUUAACUCUGCCGUUGGCACUAUUGUGCCUGAUUCAUAGGUGAUAUCUCGUUAGAUAAUACAACAGUGGCAUAUCAGGUCUCUAAAACUUGCUUAGAGAAUUCCAACUAAAUUUUGUAUGCGCCUUUUGCCUUUGCUGUCUUUUCAUGCAUGUACUUGUUAAUGAUCAUCUCUAACUCCGAGCCCAUUGCCCCUACCCCAUGUUUACUCUUCAUUU